Callorhinchus milii (elephant shark) is the source of this 1198-nucleotide messenger RNA. RefSeq names its product kininogen-1-like. The record is from RefSeq and is a predicted model, not a curated record. Gene Ontology annotation, cellular component: extracellular region. Lineage: Eukaryota; Metazoa; Chordata; Chondrichthyes; Chimaeriformes; Callorhinchidae. Gene Ontology annotation, biological process: negative regulation of endopeptidase activity. The transcript is spliced from 7 exons. Gene Ontology annotation, molecular function: cysteine-type endopeptidase inhibitor activity. Bases 91 to 1128 code for a protein of 345 amino acids.
CUUGAUAUUCUGAUAUCUUUUUAGCGAAAGAGGGAGGCAAGAUGAAGCUCUUGGCUGUGCUCCUCUUCAUCUCCCAGCUGUUAUACAUUAAUGCGCUUUUACCAACUCAUAUUGUGCCGACAGUACCUCCAAUCCCUAUUGACUGCGAUAAUUUGGAACUUCAAGUUGCUGUGGAUUUCACACUACGUAAAUUCAACACUAAGGGUACAACAGGUCAUAAAUAUGGUUUGCACCGAAUUACUUAUGCUACUGAACAGGUGCCCUGAGACCAUGCAAGUCAAACCCCUGGCGGAAUUCUUUUAUCCACAGAGAACAAUUGGGAGUCGAUAUUUCAUAAAAUUUGAUAUCCAGGAAUCUGACUGCCUUGUAGGAAGCAAGAAAUCCUGGAAAGACUGUGGCUACAGAACCUCUGAAAAUACUACUAAUGGUCAAUGUGAAUCUAAUGUGUACAUCAACAACCAUAGUAUUGUGGAAGUGACAUCUUACAAAUGCACCCUUAAACCUGUUAGCAAUCGACAAUUUGGACAGAGAGCAUCUUUUCCUGGGGGCAAAACACUUGUACCACAUGAUGACCCUAAGAUACAAGAGCUACUUCAUUCCUCUGUUACAAAGAUCAACAAUGAGAGUAACUCUUCUCAUCUUUUUGUACCUGGCACUAUAUACACAGCUGUUAAACAGGUGGUGUCUGGAAUGUUAUUCAUGAUAUCGUUUGCUAUCCAUGAAACUGGAUGCACCAAAAAUUCCACAAUCGUACCAAAAGACUGCCCCGUGCAACAGGAUAGGCUCAAGACACUGUAUUGUAAGUCGACUCUGCAUAGUAGACCUUGGUUGAAUGCUCGAACGCUAAGUGUAUCUUGCGGUGAUGAAAUGAUUGACAUAAUACCCAAAAAACAGGAAUUCCAAAUAUCUCCAGGAAUGGGGGCAAUCAGGGGUGCUUCUGUUGAGGCUACACCUGGAGAACAAGUCGUCAAGACGCCUAUAGGCACUGAUGCGCCUUCACAAAUGCCUGAUUUACCAAAGCAGCAGCUCAGAGACCUUCCAGAGUCAAAGAUCAUCAAUUGUCCAGGACAACCUUGGAAGCCCUUGAGGCAACCAAGCCUUGCUAUUCCUCCAACCACAAGUUCCUGAAAGUGAGACUAACGUUUGUAUGAAAGUAAAUUAAAAGGAGGUGAAGUAUUGCCAGCCUGAUAUGCUAGCA